Manis javanica (Malayan pangolin) is the source of this 6726-nucleotide messenger RNA. It is a transcript of the gene CHEK1, whose product is annotated as checkpoint kinase 1. Gene Ontology annotation, cellular component: cytoplasm. Gene Ontology annotation, molecular function: ATP binding; protein serine/threonine kinase activity. The record is from RefSeq and is a predicted model, not a curated record. Lineage: Eukaryota; Metazoa; Chordata; Mammalia; Pholidota; Manidae. Gene Ontology annotation, biological process: protein phosphorylation; DNA damage checkpoint signaling.
CAGCCUGUUCAGACAAGGCAAAAUGGGUUAUCCUGACAUGACCUCACACUACAAGAGUACCACACAUUAUUGUGUGGUCAGUUUUUUUUGAUGCUUCUCCCUUACACCACCAAGUUCCCUCCACUCCUCAGCUUUGCGGCUCACGAGGCACUGUAGUUUCAGGGACAGCUUUUUUAAACACGAUCGUCACAGUGCUGUCUGGGCAGGGUGCUCAGAGGUGGCGGGCGGGUCGGUGUACGCAGGCAUCCGUCCGUCCAGUGCCUCCAGGUCCAGAGCCCCAGGGAGCGAAGGCGAGGCCCACGCCGCCCGGUGCGCCGGCUGGUCUCCGCGGGCUUCGGCCCCGCACAGGAGCGCUAGGACCGCCGGCUUGGGGUCACACCGCCGCCAGCAUUUCGCGUUUGGGCCCGGAGAUCAUUCGCACUGAUGCGGUCUGCAGCUCUACUCUCUCUCCAGCCAGCAUCCUCCCCCGGCUCCGAAAUCUCAGCGCCGGCCACCUCGAGCGGCCAACCUUUGGAGCUGCGGGACACGGGAGCGCGCGCUCGCCUGCUUUACGGCAAGGGCGCGCGCGCUUGCGACGCUGUGGCGCCGGCAGGUUUUGGCGGGAAAAGCGCUGCACUUGGAUUCCUGUGGUGGCGCGCAAAGGACGGACUGGUGAGAAGCGGAGGCUGGUUAGCGUGGGCACAUGGUGGAGUCAUGGCAGUGCCCUUUGUGGAAGACUGGGACUUGGUGCAAACCCUGGGAGAAGGAGCCUAUGGAGAAGUUCAACUUGCUGUGAAUAGAAGAACUGAAGAAGCUGUUGCAGUGAAGAUUGUAGACAUGAAGCGUGCCAUAGAUUGUCCAGAAAAUAUUAAGAAAGAGAUCUGUAUCAACAAAAUGUUAAAUCAUGAAAAUGUAGUGAAAUUUUAUGGUCACAGGAGGGAAGGCAAUAUCCAGUAUCUAUUUCUGGAGUACUGUAGUGGGGGAGAACUUUUUGAUAGAAUAGAGCCAGAUGUCGGCAUGCCUGAACAAGAUGCCCAGAGAUUCUUCCAUCAACUGAUGGCAGGGGUGGUUUAUCUGCAUGGUAUUGGAAUAACUCAUAGAGACAUUAAGCCCGAAAAUCUACUACUAGAUGAAAGGGAUAACCUCAAAAUCUCUGACUUUGGCUUGGCAACAGUGUUUCGGCAUAAUAGUCGUGAGCGUUUAUUGAACAAGAUGUGUGGUACUUUACCUUAUGUUGCUCCGGAACUUCUAAAGAGAAAAGAAUUUCAUGCAGAACCGGUUGAUGUUUGGUCCUGUGGAAUAGUACUUACUGCAAUGCUGGCUGGAGAGUUGCCGUGGGACCAGCCCAGUGACAGUUGUCAGGAAUAUUCUGAUUGGAAAGAAAAAAAAACAUACCUCAACCCUUGGAAGAAAAUAGAUUCUGCUCCUCUAGCUCUGCUGCAUAAAAUCCUAGUUGAGAAUCCAUCAGUAAGGAUUACCAUCCCAGACAUCAAUAAAGAUAGAUGGUACAACAAACCACUCAAGAAAGGGACAAAGAGGCCCCGAGUCACUUCAGGUGGUGUUUCAGAGUCUCCUGGUGGAUUCUCUAAACAUAUUCAAUCAAAUUUGGACUUCUCUCCAGUAAACAGUACUUCUAGUGAAGAAAAUGUGAAGUACUCCAGUUCCCAGCCAGAACCACGGACAGGUCUUUCCUUAUGGGACACCAGCCCUUCGUACAUUGAUAAACUGGUACAAGGAAUCAGUUUCUCCCAGCCCACAUGUCCUGAUCAUAUGCUUCUGAAUAGUCAGUUACUUGGCACCCCAGGAUCCUCACAGAACCCCUGGCAGCGCUUGGUCAAAAGAAUGACACGAUUUUUUACCAAAUUGGAUGCAGACAAAUCUUAUCAGUGCCUGAAAGAGACUUGUGAGAAAUUGGGCUAUCAAUGGAAGAAGAGUUGUAUGAAUCAGGUUACUGUAUCAACAACUGAUAGAAGAAACAAUAAACUGAUUUUCAAAGUGAAUUUGGUAGAAAUGGAUGAGAAGAUCUUGGUUGACUUCCGACUUUCUAAGGGUGAUGGAUUGGAAUUUAAAAGACACUUCCUGAAGAUUAAAGGGAAGCUGAGUGAUGUUGUGAGCAGCCAGAAGGUUUGGCUUCCUGCCACAUGAUAGAUCCAUUGACUCUGGGAUUCCUGGUGAAUAUAGUGCUGCUAUGUUGACAUUAUUCUUCCUAGAGAAGAUUAUCCUAUUCUGCAAACUGCAAACAAUAGUUCCUGAAGAGUUGUCUUCCUUCUAGCCAAACAUUUUCCAAUUCUUUUUUUAUGUUCUUCAGACAGAUAAUAUCUUUAUCUUAAUUAUAAGUAAAACUUUGGGGAAGGGAUGGAUAGAAUUCAUUAGCUAUUUCUUCGUCUGUGUUUAGUGUCUGAAUUUGAGACCCACCUGGUGGAAACCAAGCCUUCAGGAUAUGCACGUUUACCAGCUUUUUACCAACAUAGUGAAAGGUGGUACUCUUGUCCCGUGUUUAACAGCACAUUUGGUUUCAUCCAAAAAGUACGUAUUUCCUCCACAUUAAGUUCAUUAUAUGGAUGAAUUAGUAAAAACAAUCUUUGUGGCUUUUGGACAGUAGAUUUAUUUGUUUGUUCAGUGUAGCCAACUUCAAAAAAUAUAUCCCUAAGAUCUGUACUUACAGUUUCAAAAGGGCCUGAUCAAUAUAUAUAAGCCUGCUUUUGAAUUGUAACUAUUAAUUAAAAUUUCUAGUAGGUAUGUUUUUCCAGUGUAAUUAAUAAUAUGUAAAAUACUGGUUGGUCUUUCGAGUAAAAGUUGAGCAUAAACUCCAGUGCUUAACUACCUUUACUCUAAAAUUUCUGUGGCACAUUUUAAAUAUCUCUCUAUAUUAUUUUCUACUUUUCACAGCCAUAUUUUAAUUCUUUAUUAUAAAAAUAAAUUCUAUUUUGAAAAUGAAUAGCUAACUGUGAACUUAUUAGUGACUCAACUUGUAGGUGGUAGGGAAUAAAAUGGGAAUAAAGGUAGGUUGGAGCCUGCAUUUCUUUUUCUUGGUAAUUUAUAAAAUUAAUCAACUAUCUUCAUCUGAAGCUAAGACCAUACAAAAUUUUAUGGUUACAGUUUAUCACUUACUAGUGUAUUCUUUGGUAAAUUGCAUUACUGUGCUAUACCUAUAGGAGAAAUACAUUUGAACCUAUAGGUGGCUUCUAAGAACUGAGCCAGUAAAUUUCCAUAUAGGAAAGAAAUUUUGUUCUUGAGAAUUAGCCAGAUCAGUAACUUUCAAAACCAAGGUUAUUUUAGGCUUUGACCUCUCCCCUGAGCUCCAGACUUUUAUAGCCAUAGCCUACCUGACAUUUCCACUGGACCAAAAUCAACUUCUGAUCCAUCUUCUCUAACUUGUUCCUUGGUGUCCCCCAUCGCAGUAAAUGCUACAUUCAGCUCCCUGACUCCAUAAGCCAAACCCAAGAAAUCAUCCUGGACAUGAUUUUCAUACUUUCUUUCAGUUUAGCAAACCUACUCAAAAUAUAUCCCAUUCCACAGCUAUAUUAGUAGCACUGUAGUUGAAGGCACUGUCAUGUCUCCUUUCAUAGUAUUUAUCCUUCAGCAGUUCAGAAAAGCAGUCAGAAUGAUCCUUCUGGAAUGUGAAUCAGAUAGCCCUCUGCUGCUCUCAACUGUCUUGGCUUUUCAUCACACUUCAAAAAAAUUCAAAAUUUUCUCUAUGCCCUGCAUGGCUUUAUGGGAUCUGUCCUCUAGCCACCUCUUGGACCUCAUCUGCCUGUCUCCUACUUACUCAUGCUACUCUAGCCACAUUGGCUUUGCUGUUCUGCUCACAACAUAAUCAACUUCUCACCUCAGGGUCUUUUCAUUAGCUGUUCCCUCUACCUGGAGAACUUUACUCCCAACUAUUUGUGUGGCUUGUGCUUUAUUUAAGUCAUUGCUUAAAUGUCAUCUCAUGUAUGCAAAGCCUUUCCCUGACUUGCCAAAAAUGUUACCCCACCUCUGUCACUCCUUUCCUUCAUUUUUCAUCGUAACAUUUAUUAUAUGACACUAUAGGAUAUUUCUAUUUGUUUAUCUAUUAAAUGUCUGUUUCCACCGUGGGAUAUGUAAUACAUAGGCUCUGUGAGGUCAGGGACCCUGUCUGUUCUGUUCAUUUCUGUAUUCUGAGCACUGAGCACAGUGUCUGCUACCUUACAGCAUGCAAUAAAUAAUUGUUAGUGAAAAAACAGACACUCAGUUGAUCUGAUCUACAUGCAAAGUAUAUCUGCAGGCUGAACACCUCUCUGUUUUUAUUGCUACCAUUCUAGUUCAAGCUCCUUCAUCUACUCUUUGGAGUUUUAUAAAAACUAGUGUCUUCCCACUUCCACUCUUCUUGUUUCCCAAUCCUCUCUCCCUGAGUGUUCUCUUCACAUAGGUCCUAACUUAUUUUUUUAAAAGGUAAAUUGUACCGUGACACUUCCUUGUUUAAAAACCUCCAGUGGCUUCCCAAUGCAACAAGAAUGGAAUCUAAAUUCUUUGCUCUGACUGACCUGGCCCCACAUGAUUCACACUGUCCUAUUUGCUCACUGUAGUGCGACAGGGCAGCCUUCUUUCUGGUUCAUUCCUCUUUGGGGGUUUUGAUGUUUAUAGCUUCCUCUGCCUGGAAGUUUUUACAUAGCUGAUUUAGCAUUCAAAUCUCAGCCGGAUGUUUCUAUAAUCACAUCAUUUUUUUCAUAGAACUGAUCACUUUCUGAAAUUUUAUUGUCUGUUUCCCCCACCAAAAUGUAAGCUUAGAUAUUGUCAUUCCUUUAUUCCCUUGGAUAUCCUGUAUAUAGAACUGUCCCUGGAGUAUAGUAGAUGCUAAAGAAAUAUUUGUUGAAUAAGUGAAUUAAAUAUCAGAUGAGGAAAAGGCCACAGAAUAUUGUAAGGGGAAGGUAACUUUAUGGUAAGUUGGUAAAUAAACUUUAUCCAGUUAUUGAAAUUUGUGUGGAAUGGUGGGAAAAGUUCAAUUCAAAUUUGGACAGACUAGCUCUGAAAUUUGUAGUUAUAUGAACAUUGGCAAUUGCCUCAGUAAAGAGACUGAUAAUAGCUACCUUUUAAAGUUUUUAAUCUUAAAUUUGUUUAUGUAUAUGAAGAGUAUAGUAUGCUGUGUUGCACAAAAAGGCAUUCAAUAAACAGUUUGUCAUAAUAUUUCUGCAAUUAGAAGAAGGCAUUUACCCUCAUUAUUAAAAAUAAUAUAUCUACUUAUCCAUGAAAAUUUACAAAUUGUAAAAAUGGGGGAAGAGGGAUUUAUUAUUCCAAGAUAACAGCUAAAAUAAGGAAAGAUCAACCUAUGCUCUGUGAGGUAUGUGUAGUGUGUAUGAUUAUUAAGAUAAAUAUAAAUACUUAAAAUAUGUAUGGUUUCAUAAGCAAUUGUAAAGUUAACAUCUGUUUAGCCCCAACUCAUGUGAAGAAAACAAAAAUUACAAACCUUUUUGAAGAUAAUAUACAAAAAAUCUUCAUGAUCUUCAAGUAAGGAAUGAAUCCUUAAGUAGGAAACAAAGCUAGCCAGAGAAAAGGUCUUAAUUGGACUAUAUUAAAAUUACAAACUUCCAUGAAGUGUGAAAGUAAGCCACAGAGUGGGAAAGGAUGUGUGUAACACAUGUGAUUGACAGAGAACUAGUACACUAGACAUAAAAGAACUCAUGUCAUUAAGAAAAAGUAAAUGUAAUAAAAAAUGAGCAAAAGACUGGAACAGGCAUAUCAUAAGAUAGUCAACCUCAUUCAAAGUUAGCAACAAGCAAGUUAAUACCAAAAUGAUACACCACCCACCAACAACUUGGCAAAAAUUAGAAUGACAUCAUUAAAUAGAAGUGCCAAUUUGGAAUACUAGAAAUAGAUAACUGUAUGAAGAUUCUUACACUUUAGGAGAUCAUCCAAACUAUAAUCCACCCAAAAAUGAUUUUUGUGUAUAUUAGAAGGUAAAAGUCAAGUUUCAUUUUUUUCCUCCUAUGACUAUCCAGCAUAGCAUUGGUUGAAAUGAUCCCUUUCCCACUGUUCUUCAUUGAUAUUCAUUCAGUGUUCAGAUUUCCAGUUCUUAUUUUCUGCAGUAUGUUUUGAAUCAGGAUGCAGAUAAAGUCCACACUAGUAAUUGACUCUUGCUUUUUAAUUUUUUUUUGGUCUAUAAGUUCCCCCUUAAUUCUCCUUCCCUCUCUCUGACUUUUUUUCCCCUUACAGUUUACUGGUAGAAGAAUCCAACUGGCCAUUUGUGUCUGGCUUCUUCUACUUAAUGUUUUCAAGGUUCAUCAUGUUGUAGCAUAUAUCAGUACUCCAUUCCUUUUUGUGGCUAAAUGAUACUCAAUUUUAUAUGUAUGCCACAUUUUGUUUAUUCAUCAGUUGAUGGAUAUUUGGGUUCUUUCUACUUUUUGGCUAUUAUGAAUAACGCAGUGAAUGUUAUUGUACAGAUUUUUGUAUAUCCAUACAUUUUUAAUUCUUUUGAGUAUAUACCUAAGAGUUGAAUUGCUGGGUGGUAAUCAUAGUAUGAAUAUUUUCUAUAGAUUUUUACCUUAGUUGUAUUGUUGGUCAUACAGCAUCCUGUGUAUGGUGUCAGUAUUUUGAAAUUUGUUGAGUCUUCCUAGGUGGUUCAGAAUGUAGUAGUUAAUUUUUGUAAAUAUACGAUUUGUGCUUAAAAAGAAUAUGGUGUGGAUAGUUGUUGGCUAAAAACUGUAUUUACCUGUGUAAUCAACUCAGGUAAACAUAACCAAAGUUUUUAAUAUUCUUCCUGCUUAUUCAAUAAAUUGCUGAGGUAAGUUA